Molecule: messenger RNA, 1908 nt
Organism: Ostertagia ostertagi
Lineage: Eukaryota; Metazoa; Nematoda; Chromadorea; Rhabditida; Trichostrongylidae
Source: the annotation of a GenBank genome assembly
AUGAAACAAGAAUUCAACAAUCUCCUCUCAAGAAAAAAAGAAUUUCUGGCUCGACAACGACGUUGCUCACUGCUAAUCGACCCGCUGAAAACAGCUGAUAAUCCCCUAAUACCAGAAUCAAUAAUAAUUGAAUGGCCGAAAGUUGUUGAGGGUAUUCCCUCUAUGAACGAAUCUGUUGAGAUCGACAUGGCACCGCUCAUUCAUCGAGCUCGCAGUGUCAUCAAGUGUCGUACAAGUCAUCCAACGAUGAGAGUCAAGUACGUUCGUAAUGAGGGCAGCAUAUUAAUAAUGAGAGAAAGCGCAUCGUUGAAUAAAUCCCUUCUUCCCCACCUAUGUAGGAAUCUGCUUCAUUUACCCUCUUUGAAGAGCAGUUCUGACAGGCAGGCAGCAGGACGUAUGAUCCUCACGCAACGAGAAGGAACACCAGCAACCAAGAACUCGGACCAGAAUGGAGCAACCGUCAGUGAUGGGAAACUGAUAGCUAGCCAGGCUGUUUCAAGUAACGUUACGCGUGUACUGUUGGAACGAAUGGGUGAACGAGACGCUAAAACGACCCCGUUCAAAUACGACAAUCGCGUUCUCUGUGCUACAUUCCCAGAAAUGGGAGUGGCUCUGAACUCGAUGGUGGAUCGACGUCAGUUGGCUACGAGAUAUGCCAUUCAAGUCGAAGUUGCUAUCAACAUCGAUAACAAGCUGAUCGUGAACCAUGACGCAUCCGAAAUGUUCAGCGAAACGUCGACAGUCCCUUGGGCAGUACUGCGUCAGGCGAUACAGAACUAUGUGAAAGCACAGAUAGUCCAAGCACGGAGCCUUCAAUAUCAUGAGGUCUGCCACAUACAGUGCAUGAUCUUGCUUCCACGGGUGAUUCGCUGUAAAACUGCGGAGGAACUGGAUUCGUUAGAACGCGAGCUUUACGGAAACGUCAAAGGAUCAUCCACGAGGAGCCGGUGCACUGAAAUCAGGGACCGACUGCUAACUGAACAAGUUCUUGCAGCAACCCUGAUAGAAAGGAGAGAGCUCAUGGUGAACAAAUGCUUCUCAUGUCUGGAUGUGUCCACCGAAUUGCAGCAUACUGUAUGGUCAUGGUUAUUCAAAGCUACCGAAAUGCUGCAGGAUGUUGGUCAUAAAUUGUGUCCCAGUCCCAUUUUGGGCGAGAAAAAAGGCUCAAAAACGAAAAAGCAGAUGGCUGCUUGCGAGGAUUACCAAACAAUGCUGCAGCGUCUGCGUACAAUAAAGGGUGAUCUUAUCACUUCGCCAGCACCUUGUGCGGCGUUCAACGAAUAUUUCGUGACACCACAGCAUCCAUGGGGAACGAAGCGAUGCUUGUUCGAAUGUGUGAUGAAAACUGUGGAUUUCUCUCAUUUGUCUUCGGAUUUGAAAAGUGAGCCUUUUAUUCCCAAAGGUGGAAGUCCUUCAAUGUUGCUCCGAAUGGGUUCCCUUUCUGCGGAACACGUGAAGGACUUCAAACAAGGUCUACCAGAAGUGUUGAUGGAUGAACAAUUUCCUGCAAAAUUCGAGCACCUUCUCAAAAUUGAUGCAAAUGACCUUGAUAAUUAUGGCAGUGACUUGUUUCUUUACUUGAGGAAACGCGCCGUGUUCCACAGCUACGAGACAAUGCGUUUGGACACCAGCGUUCACGUUCAAGACAACGAAUCAGUUCGAGUAAAUCCCCUAACCGGGGAAAAAAUCCUCAGGAUAUCUCCUCCGACAAGCGAACUUGUUCAACCAACGCCUCGUCCAGUACCACAGGCAUCUUUUGUGAAUCUUCCAUCAGUAUCGAACGCUUUGCUGUCCCUACUCCAGCAGCAGAUGACUUUACCAACAACGGCGUUCACUUCUGGAAUAUCGAGCGGAUUCGACAUACGGACCCUUUUGCGAACAAUCAAGCUGCCAGAAACAGCUGAGUAA